ACAGUGCGGCAUUGUUCAUGUGUGUGUACCUUUGAAAAACACGUGAAAAUAAUAACCUCAAAAAAUGGGUGUGAAGGAAAAUCGGGAAAAAUUGAAUAAUUCAGAAACUGAUGAUUUAAUUUUAAGAAAGAAAGGAGGAGGAAGUAUUAUAGACCAUAGACCACUAUUUUCCAGCGAUGGAGAAAUUUUAUUCAUUAUAUGGAAGCAAACAAUUAGAGCUUACAGUGCUCAGACAGGAGAUUUUGUUCGAGAAUUCGAACAAGCUGAAGGCAGAAUAAUUGGAAUUGCCUUGCAUCCAAACUUUUCUAAUACAGUUAUCGGUUGUAUUAAUACAGGACAGUUAAUUUUUUGGGAUUGUCACAGUGGCUUAAUCACGUCAAACUUGAAAUUGGAAUUGGAUUCUUCGUCGGACUUGAAAAUAAAGUAUUUUCAUCUUUUACGAUACAAAAAUCAAAAAGGAAAUCCCGUUCAUCAGAUUCUUGUUAGUUACACUCUUAACAAUCCAGAUCUUAUUUGCUUAUCUGUCUAUAAUUUAAAAGGCAAAACAUGCAUUGUGUCUAAAACAAUAACACGAGAAAGCAACAUCUACUACAUUGACAUUAUUGGGAAUUACGGAGACAAUUUAAUUGCUGUAGGUCAACAAAAUUCUGUUUUUAUUUUGGAUCCUGCUCACAAUUUAUCCAUGAAAGUUACCAAAGUAAAUAGAACAAUAACGUGCAUCGCUGGACAUCCAGAUGAUCAAUGCGUUGCAGUUGGAGAUUCAAGCGGUCGAGUAGUUCUAAUGAAAAAUCUACAACAAAAGCCAAGUGAAUCCUCCUAUCAUUGGCAUACUCUACCAGUUAUUAUUAUAGCUUUUAGUAAAUCCGGUGGUCACAUGUACACUGGAGGUGGAGAAUGUGUAUUGGUGAAAUGGACACUUUCGAAUACACAAAAUAAGGCUUUUUUGCCCAGAUUGCCGGCACCAAUCAAGCACAUUACAAUUGCUCCAGAAAAUAUUUAUAUAGCUAUUUCUACUUUAGACAAUGGAAUUUCGGUUGUUAAUCCACAAUUGAAACUUACAUCCGUGAUACAAAGAUUUACAUGGGGAGUUAUGAGUUCAUCUAAAAGUUUAUUCACCGCUGGUCUUAUUGUUGAUCCUCGCACUGGAAGUCUGGUCUUAAAUAGUCGCACUGGUUUCGUCCAGUUUUACGAUAUUCAUACUAAGAAUCUCUUGUAUAACGUAAAUAUAACAUCACAAAAUUUAUUAUCCCAAGAAAGAAGUGCAGUGAUUGUAAACACUGAAGUGACGAAAAUUGCCUUGAAUUAUGAUGGAACCUGGAUGGCGACAGUGGAACAACGUGACGACGACGUUUCAUACACGGAAGUUAGAUUAAAGUUCUGGAACUUUGACGCAAAGAAUCAAGUUUUCGUACUGAAUACAUCCGUUGAAUUCCCACACGAGAAUGGAAUUAAUGCUCUUAAGUUUCAACCUAAUACCUCGUUGAACGGAUAUGACCAUUUUGUUGUAACUUCUGGGAAGGACAACAAAUUUAAAUUGUGGAAUCUUGUCGAUCCGGAAUCUACGUACAAACAAUCGAAAUUCUGGCAAUUUUAUAGUGUUGGAUUUUAUCGACAACUUCCAUCGACUGAUGCAGCAUUUUCCAUCGAUGGAUCAAUUUUGGGUGUUGGUUUCGAAUCGAGUUUGACUUUGUGGGCUCCAGAGUCCAUGAAUUUAAAGGCCACUCUUUCUCACAUUCUUUAUCCACAGACAAUAACGCAUGUAGAAUUUGGUAAACAAGAAUCGUGCCAUUUAAUUGUGACUGGAUCAGCGGAACAUAUAGCUGUUUGGGAUAUGUUAACGCUUCGCCUCAAGUGGAGCGUGCCCUUGAAACUCUCUACAAUAACUGCGGAUCCUUAUACUACUUAUUUUGCAGCUUUUACAACGGAGAAUACAUUGUUUGUAUUCACACCAGAAAGUCCAAAUUACAUUUACAAAAGACCGAAUGUAAUUGAAAACGAUAGUUCAGUACUAGGAGCAACAUUUAUUCCACUCAAUCGAGAAAGGAAAACAUCGAAAUUGAAUCAGUGGCAGAAAAAAUCGCAAUUGUUCUUUUUGGACUCUAAUCAAGAACUUUUAACAUUGGAAUCGCAAUCGGAAUCUGAAGUUUCUUUGGAAACUUUAACGUUAAAUAAAAAUCUGCCAGCAACGGCAUUCGCUCGAAUUUUGGCAGCUGAAAAUCCAACGAGUAGAGAAAAAACAUUUUCAUUUGUACAUGAAAAUCCCGGUUACUCGGAAAAAACUUUUGGUGAAGAAUUUUUCGGGGAUGUUCCUUGUCACACUUUACCACCACUGAGGAUGAUUUUCGAAACUUUUUUCCUUCGAGCUGCUCAAGCUGCUGUUAAAUCCGAAGAUGAAAACUUAUCCAGCCAAAAUGGAACGGAUGACCUAAAAGAUAAUUCUGAUGAUAGCGAUGAAGACGAGCCGCUAACAAUGAAAAGAGAAUUUUCAAAGCACGUGAAAGAAGAGAAAAAAGAAAAGACUAUUGUUGAGGAGAAUUUGCAAUUAAUCAGUCAGGACUGGUCAGUUUUGUCUCAUAUAGUGCCAAGUCGAGAGGAUAGUUAGAGAAAUUAUCAUGACGUAUUUUUAUAAUUUAGAUUUAACGUUUAUAUUAAAUUUUAUUACACCCAAAGGCGUAACUGACAUUGAUUUCUAUUACAGAAAUAUUUAUUAAUAAUGUAUUAUAAUAAAUAUUGUUGAUUUUUUUAUACA
Molecule: messenger RNA, 2749 nt
Organism: Leptopilina heterotoma
Lineage: Eukaryota; Metazoa; Arthropoda; Insecta; Hymenoptera; Figitidae
Product: WD repeat-containing protein 75
Exons: 15
Coding region: 65-2602 (845 amino acids)
Biological process (GO): positive regulation of rRNA processing; positive regulation of transcription by RNA polymerase I
Cellular component (GO): nucleolus
Molecular function (GO): protein binding; RNA binding
Source: RefSeq, a predicted model, not a curated record